Dictyostelium discoideum AX4 is the source of this 1767-nucleotide messenger RNA. It is a transcript of the gene dph2, whose product is annotated as diphthamide biosynthesis protein 2. Bases 1 to 1767 code for a protein of 588 amino acids. Gene Ontology annotation, molecular function: 2-(3-amino-3-carboxypropyl)histidine synthase activity. The record is from RefSeq and is a predicted model, not a curated record. Gene Ontology annotation, biological process: protein histidyl modification to diphthamide. NCBI's taxonomy places the organism in Eukaryota, Evosea, Eumycetozoa, Dictyosteliales, Dictyosteliaceae. The transcript is spliced from 2 exons.
AUGAGCGCAGCACCACCACCAUCAAUUUACACCGAAUCAUUUAGUACGAGUAGUAACAAUACAACCGAAUCAGAAUCGAUUAAUGUUGAAGAAACUAGAGAGAAUAUAUUAUCAGGAUUUUCAUUUGAAGAGUAUUUUCAAGUUUCAGAAUCAAUUUCAGUUAUAAUAAAAAAUAAUUUUAAAAAGAUUGCUUUACAAUUACCAGAUUAUCUAUUAUGGGCAUCUUCAGAAUUAUCAAAUAAAAUUCAAAAUAGUGUACCUUUAGAAUAUGGUAUUAAAGUUUUCAUUUUAGGUGAUACUUCAUAUGGUUCAUGUUGUGUUGAUGAAGUAACUUCUUCACAUUUAAAAUCGGAUUUUAUAAUUCAUUAUGGUCAUUCUUGUUUAUCACCAUCAUCUAAAAUACCAGUGCAAUAUGUAUUUGGUAAAAAAAAAAAUUUCAACGUUGAUAAAUUUUCAAUAGAAUUAAAUAAAUUGGUAGAAUCAAAAAAAGAAGAAAACUUUGUAAUUUUUUAUGAUUUAUUAUAUCAUCAUAAUAGAGAUUCAAUUGAAAAUCUUUAUAAAAACAAUGAUAAUAUUAUAGUUACAAAUAUAAAUAAUUUUAAUAAUAUUUAUUUAAAUAAUUCAUUUAAAAAUAAUAAAUUAAAUGAAACUCAAAAUUGUAAUAAUAAUUAUAAUAAUGAUUGUUGUGGUAGUGAUAAUAAUAAUAAUAAUAAUGAUAGUGGUUGUUGUGGAGGUAAUAAUAAUAAUAAUAAUAAUAACAGUGGUUGUUGCCAAUCACAAUCACAACAACAACAACAACAAAAUGAUUGUUGUCAACAAAAAUUAAAUAAUGAAAUUAAUAAUGAAAAUGAUAAUAAUAAUGAAGAAUUAAUUUCAGGUAGGAAAAUUGAAUUUAAAAAUGAAAAAGAUAUUAAAAAAUUUAAUUUUAUAUGGAUUGGUGAAGAAUCAUUAACUUUAACCAAUUUAUUAAUGAAUUUUAAUCAACAAAUGGUUUAUAGAUAUUAUAUUGAUGAUAAUAAAUUACUUCAAGAAACAUUACCAAGAAAUAAAAGUUUAAUGAGAAGAUAUCAUAUUUCCGAGAAAUGUAAAGAUGCAUCAAUCAUUGGUAUUGUGGUAUCAACAUUAUCAGUUCAAAAGUAUUCAGAAACAAUCGAUGGUUUAAAGAAAUUAAUUAUAGCCAGUGGUAAGAAACCAUACGUUUUCGUUGUUGGUAGAUUAAAUGUACCAAAAUUAGCAAAUUUCUCAGAGAUUGAUAUCUAUGUAAUCGUUGCUUGUCACGAGAAUACAAUGGUUGAUUCAAAAGAUUUCUAUAAACCAAUUGCAACACCAUUCGAAUUAAAUCUUUCACUAAGAAAUGAAAAAUGGACAGGUGAAUAUAUAACUGAUUUUGGUAGAGUUUUCCCAAAAUUAAUUAAAGAUUUAUCUUUUGAUGAAGAUGAUGAAAAUAAAUGUGAAAUACCAGAAGAUCAAGUUGAAGAUGAUCAAGGUAAUAUUCAUCAUUUCUCAUUAGUAACUGGUAGAAUUGUUAUUCAAAAUAAAAAUCAAUCAACACUUCAACAACAACAACAACAACAACAAACUCAACAAUCAGGUGAUUUAAUAUCAGUUAAUAAUCAAUUUAAACAGGUUUCAUUAGUUGGUGAACAUUUAUCAAAUAAAACUUAUAAAGGUUUAGAUAUGAGAAUUGGUGAAACACCUGUAACCACUGCAAUAGAAGGAAUGUCUGGUAUACCAAAGAAUUAUAAUACUGAUAAAAAUAAUUUAUAA